Messenger RNA from Paramecium octaurelia, 1236 nucleotides. The record is from the annotation of a GenBank genome assembly. Lineage: Eukaryota; Ciliophora; Oligohymenophorea; Peniculida; Parameciidae.
AUGGAAUUGAAACAAAUAAAUAAGUUUACCGAAGAAUAUAAAUUAGAAAAGACUGAUAAACUUAUUAAAUAUCUUAUUAUUUUGGGUAUAAGUGUUGCCAAACAAUAACUAAAUGAUAUCACUUAAGAUGGAAUCAAAUUAUUAGCUAGUAUAUUUAAUUGUUAAAUUAGAUGCAUAUAAAGAAAAGUCUAUCCAAUAAGAAAUUAAAAGCUUACGCAAGAAAGUACUAUCAUUGGAAAAGCAUUUUUAACCAGAACAAUAAAUCAAAUAUCAUAGUCAACCUAAAUUACCUACGAAAAUAACUCCUAAAAUUACAGAACAAAUACCAAUCUAAUAGAAUGUCAAAAAAGCCAUACCAUUCAAACAUCACUUGGAUGAUUCAGAAAUGUAAUAUUCAAUAUAGUAAUUGUUAGUAAAUCAAUAUUAUGGAAUUAAUACAAUAGCAAUGAUGAUCCAAUUUAAGAAAAAAAAGAUUCAUAACAUUAUCCUAAAAGAAAACAAACAUUUGAUUCACAACCAAUUAUUCCUUAAUAUCUACCUAGAAAUGAUUCAUAGAAUGAAAUUUAACCAUUAUCAUAAAGAGAAAAUAGUGCUCGAGAAUAAACAUAGCGAUCUUCAUAUCAUUCUAGUCAGGUCGAAAGUUUACGCAGUCUACAUAGUCUUCAUAGUCGAAACUCGCCUUAAUUUAAAGAUGAGAAUAUGAAAAUACAUAAGGAGAAUAAGACUCCUCAAGGAAGUGCUGUACCAAAACAUCUUAGAUAAGUGCAAUCAAAAAUUAAGCAACAAAUACUAUAAGAUAAAGAAUAAUAUAGAUCAAAUCAUGUUCAAAAAGUAGAUGACCAAUGCAUUAAUAUAAAUAAUUCUUUGAAUCCACUUAAUAACACUCCGUAAAAUAAAUUGUUCUAACCUUGUCAAUCUACUCAUUUUGGUAGUGUGUAAGUAGGCAGCGCAUAGCAACAAUAAAGUCACCCUUAGGAAUCAAAUGCUAUAACAGAAAGAAAAUUAUUUAAUAUUGAUGAGAUUGCUUCAUCAUUUUUAAAUUCUCCUUUCCUCAAAAGCUAGAUUAAAUAAAGACUAUUUAAUAAGUAAGAAUCGGCUAAUAAAUCAUCUGCAUCAAGCACUUUCUCAUUGUUCAAUCCAAACAAUGAACUUAAAAGUAUUAUUAUUUAUUAUAAUAUAGAUUUCUUUUAAUAGUUAGAUAAGUAAGUGGUUAACUAGUUAUCUUUUUAAUUUUGA